Messenger RNA from Sclerotinia sclerotiorum 1980 UF-70, 483 nucleotides. RefSeq names its product vacuolar ATP synthase 16 kDa proteolipid subunit. Gene Ontology annotation, molecular function: proton-transporting ATPase activity, rotational mechanism. The transcript has 5 exons. Gene Ontology annotation, cellular component: proton-transporting V-type ATPase, V0 domain. NCBI's taxonomy places the organism in Eukaryota, Fungi, Ascomycota, Leotiomycetes, Helotiales, Sclerotiniaceae. Gene Ontology annotation, biological process: proton transmembrane transport. The record is from RefSeq and is a predicted model, not a curated record. Bases 1 to 483 code for a protein of 160 amino acids.
AUGACUGAUCUCUGUCCCGUAUACGCGCCAUUCUUCGGCGCCAUGGGCUGCACAGCUGCCAUCGUCUUCACUUGUUUCGGUGCUGCAUAUGGAACUGCUAAGUCUGGUGUUGGUAUUUGCGCAAUGGGUGUUCUCAGACCUGACCUGAUCGUCAAGAACAUUGUCCCAGUUAUCAUGGCUGGUAUUAUUGGUAUCUACGGUCUCGUUGUCUCAGUUUUGAUUUCCGAUGGGCUUAAACAAGAGCUCGCAUUAUAUACUGGUUUCAUUCAACUUGGUGCUGGUCUUAGUGUCGGUCUCGCUGGUCUGGCUGCUGGUUUCGCUAUUGGUAUUGUUGGUGAUGCAGGUGUGAGAGGAACAGCUCAACAACCACGUCUCUUCGUCGGAAUGAUUCUUAUUUUGAUUUUCGCCGAAGUUUUGGGUCUAUACGGAUUGAUUGUUGCUCUUCUCAUGAACUCAAAGGCAUCUCUGGAUGUUUCUUGCUAA